CGCGAGCCGCGGAGGCUCCCUUGGCGGCGGCGGAGGCUCGGUCGUGAGCGCGGAGAUGGCUUCCGGCGGCUGGCGCUGGGCUCGGAGGGCGCUGGCUGCGGGGCGGCCGCUGUUCCGGGGCCGCGCGCUGCUCGUCACCAACACGCUGGGCUGCGGCACGCUCAUGGCCGCGGGCGACGGCGCGCGGCAGGCCUGGGAGGUGCGCGCGCGGCCGGGACAGCGGUUCAGCGCGCGGCGCUCAGCCAGCAUGUUCGCGGUGGGCUGCAGCAUGGGCCCCUUCCUGCACUUCUGGUACCUGUGGUUGGACCGCCUCCUCCCCGCCUCGGGCCUGCGAAGCCUCCCGAGCGUGAUGAAGAAGGUCCUGGUGGAUCAGGUGGUGGCAUCUCCCAUACUGGGCGUCUGGUACUUCCUGGGCCUUGGCAGCCUGGAGGGCCAGACGCUGGAGGAGAGCUGCCAGGAGCUGCGGGCCAAAUUCUGGGACUUCUACAAGGCUGAUUGGUGUGUCUGGCCAGCUGCUCAGCUGGUGAACUUCCUCUUCAUUCCGCCGCAUUUCCGAGUCACCUACAUCAACGGGCUGACACUGGGCUGGGACACGUAUCUGUCCUACCUGAAGUACUGGGCCCCAGAAUCCCUUUCCACUCCUGGCUGUGCGGACUGAGCAGGAAGCAUCAAGGAGAAAUAGGCCGAUGGACACACUCCCAUAAAAGGUUCUGGAGCAAGUCAGAGCCUGGGCCACAUCCACACUCCAGGCUGAGCCUGCAGCAGCCAUCCCACAUGGACCAGCCUUCGGCACCAGCUGUCAAUCGCCAGGUUUUCCAGUUGGACCCAGAAGUUCUCAGCCAACCUGCAAUUGCAACCCUGGCUCAACUCUGGCCCAAGUAGUCCCUGAGGUUCCCUGGACCCCAGGUGACAAACAGAAGGGCCGGCCCCCAUGGCCUUGGAAUGGGAUCUGGUUUGGCCUCAGAAAACUUAAUGCAAGGUUGGGCAGCCUUGUGAAAAUUUCAUUAAAUUCUCUUUAA
Messenger RNA from Microtus oregoni (creeping vole), 1019 nucleotides. RefSeq names its product MPV17 mitochondrial inner membrane protein like 2 (gene Mpv17l2). NCBI's taxonomy places the organism in Eukaryota, Metazoa, Chordata, Mammalia, Rodentia, Cricetidae. The record is from RefSeq and is a predicted model, not a curated record. Bases 56 to 658 code for a protein of 200 amino acids. The transcript has 5 exons. Gene Ontology annotation, cellular component: membrane; cytoplasm. Gene Ontology annotation, biological process: mitochondrial ribosome assembly.